Erigeron canadensis is the source of this 2679-nucleotide messenger RNA. Its product is annotated as serine/threonine-protein kinase pakD-like. Gene Ontology annotation, molecular function: ATP binding; transmembrane receptor protein tyrosine kinase activity. Gene Ontology annotation, cellular component: plasma membrane; plasmodesma. The record is from RefSeq and is a predicted model, not a curated record. NCBI's taxonomy places the organism in Eukaryota, Viridiplantae, Streptophyta, Magnoliopsida, Asterales, Asteraceae. Gene Ontology annotation, biological process: protein autophosphorylation. The transcript has 5 exons. The coding region runs from base 1 to 2679 and encodes 892 amino acids.
AUGUCUAGGCAUGAUUUACGUUUUGAGUUAGCAAUUUUGGGUGAAUUUAAAAGAUACGAUCGGAAGAUCCCAAUUGAAAAGAUAAAAUCAGCUACUAACAACUUCGCUGAUGAAAAUCUCAUUGGACAGGAUUCCUUUGGGAAGAUUUACAGGGGACAAAUCUUGGAAUCGGAAAGAACGGUCCCUGUUGUAGUACGGCAGUUCAAGGAAGAGUAUGCGUAUCGUAACAAUGAUCUUUCGACAGAGUUAAAGACUCUAUGCUUGCUCAGCUCGCAUGAAAAUAUCAGCUCCAUGAAAUUAUCCUUCAUCAGUGAUUAUGACAUUUUGUUGAUAAAAAAGAUCGAGGCCAAUGGAAGUCUGGCCGAACAUCUAUCCGUUGGUUUAACCCUCUCAUGGACGCAAAGACUGAACAUAUGUAUUGGUGUCGGACGAGCAUUGAGAUACAUUCAUAAUUCUCACUUUAUGCCAUCCGACUAUCAUACAUAUACUUUUGGUCAUAGCUCCGCGGGACCUGUUUUUUAUAUCAUACAUGGCAACAUCAAGAGCUCGGAAAUUUUACUAGAUGACAACUGGCAACCCAAGCUCCAAGGUUUUGAGCCUUUUAUGCUAGUGGAAAGAAAUACUCUUUUACGUUAUAGGAAUUAUGAGGCCACGUUACAAUACAAGGACCCAGCAUAUGCAAAUUCUGGAGUUUUGACUGUCAAGUCAGACGUGUUCUCCUUUGGAGUUGUUUUAUUUGAAGUCUUGUUUGGGAGGGAAGCGUCUACUCCAUACGAGCAAGAGCAAGCUACAGAGGAUAAUUGGAAUUUUGCUGAGUUCGCCAGAUUACAUUGGGAGAGUAAAACGCUGGAUAAAAUGAUAGAUUCCGAUAUGCAGAAAAAUAUGGACUCAAAAUCACUUGAGAUCUUCUCAAAUGUAGCAUAUGCUUGCUUGAUGGAGCAACGAGAAGAACGCCCAAAUAUGGAACAAGUUGUUAGGGAACUUGAGCAAUCCUUGGAACUUCAGAAAUAUCAUGAACACUCAAUGGUUACAUGUACAAAUUCAUCAUCCACUCAAUUGCAGUUGCAGGGGGAAAGUUUUGAACAUUUGAAGAUUCCACUGAAGGAUAUACUAUCAGCCACGGAGGAAUUUGAUUCAAAAUAUAUAAUUGGGAAAGGUGGAUUUGCUACGGUUUACAAAGCCAACCUUGAACAUUUUGAAAGUAAAACCUCUUCAUCAAUCGAGGGGGGAGAUGACGGCAGUCAUAUGCGCAAGAUAUCCAGCACUGUAGCAAUAAAGGUCAUCUCUAAUACAGCAAACGGCUUGGGAGACAAAGGGUUUGUCGCAGAAGUUAAAAUGCUUAGCAAAUGUAAGCAUCAAAACAUAGUAUCUCUUCUUGGCUAUGGUGACGAAGGACCUCAAAAGAUCCUUAUUUACGAGUAUGUUCCUAAUGGAAGCCUUGAUGGUUAUUUGGAGCGCUCUUAUAGAAUGACUAAUCUUAGUUGGGGUCGUCGUAUACAAAUAUGUCUUGAUAUCGCACAUGGAUUGGAUUAUUUACAUUCUGGGUUGGAUGGCAAUGAAAUAAUUAUACACCGUGAUAUAAAGAGCGCCAACAUUUUACUAGACAAUAACUUAAGAGCGAAGAUUGCUGACUUUGGGCUCUCCAGAUUAUACACUAUAAAUUCAGAAAAUAGCACCAUCAAUACUAAAACCAUUGCGGGCACAGAUUUCUACUUGGAUCCAGCAUAUCAAAAGACAGGUGAUCUAAAGAAAGCGUCAGAUAUCUACUCUUUUGGGGUAGUUUUAUAUGAACUUUUGUCGGGGACGUUGGCCUAUGAUAAAAUUCACACAACCGAUACUGAGAAGGGGCUUCCAUCUAUAGCACGCCGUCUCUUCAAGGAGGGAAAAUCUAUGGCAAUUGUGGAUCCUAGUAUUAAGGAAACAGAUGGAAGUAUUUCUUCACAAAGUAGAGUAGCCGAUCAACAUUCUUUGGACACAUUUUUAAAUAUUGCUUAUCAAUGUUUGGCGGAAACUCAAAAUGAGCGUCCAACAAUUGAAGAAGUCAUCAAAGAACUUGAGAAAGCAUUAAACUUUCAAAAAAGCAACGAGGACAACCUCCAAGUUUUGUUUGAAGACAUAAAUGUGGCCACACAAAGCUUCAGCGAUUUCAACUGCAUUAGAGAAGGAAAAUUUUGGAAGUUAUAUAAAGGAGAAUUUCCACAAGAUAAAGGAUUUACUGCCAUCAUUGCAAAGCGAUGGAACAAGUCUGGUCAAGGACAUCAGCAGCUAUUUUUUAGAGAGCUUGAAUUUGGAUUCAAGAAUAAAAAAUGUAAAGAGAUCACUAACCUGGUCGGGUAUUGUACUGAAAUGGAAGAAAAAAUCCUUGUUUAUGAGCAUUCAUCAAAAGGAAGCCUUGAUAAGCAUUUGAACGAUCCAAGUCUCAGGUGGAUAGAACGUCUCAAAAUAUGCAUCGAUGUUGCUCGGGGAUUGAUACGUUUUUACAACAACACAUCAGGGAAGCUGAUGAUGCAUGCAGACAUCCAGAGUAGUAACAUUUUAAUAGACGGUGACAAGAAGACUCAAAUUUCUAAUUUGGAGUUGUGUACAACCGACCCAUUUGACCAAUCAACUGUUACCAUCAGCAAAAAAGAUGAUGCAUAUUCAUUAGGUGUACUCUUACUUGAGAGAACAAGAAGUUGA